AUGGUAGUUUUCACGUGCGAUGCAUGUGGAGAAUCUGUGAAGAAAGCACAAGUUGAAAAACAUGUGAACAUCUGCAGAAACUGCCAGUGCCUUUCUUGCAUGGAUUGCGGCAAGGAUUUCUGGGGUGACGAUUAUAAGGAACAUGUGAAGUGUGUAAGCGAAGACCAGAAAUACGGUGGAAAAGAUUUUGAAGCCAAAACUAACAAAGGAGAUGCUAAACAACAGGAGUGGAUUCAGAAAAUUCAUGAAGUAAUGAAGAAGCCAAACAUAAGCCCUAAAGUGCGGAACAUUCUGGAGCAAAUGCGUGCCUUCGAUAAUAUUCCAAGAAAAAAAGUAAAGUUUCAGAAUUGGAUGAAGAACAGUUUGAGAAUUACUGACAGUGCUUUGCAAGAGCAGGUGUGGGAUAUUUUCUCCGAAGCAACAAGAAACGUUUCAAGUGAAAAAGAUCAAGACAAACCACAGCAGAAGGAAGAGGGGCAGUCUGCCAAAACUGGGGAAAAAACAAUAGAAGAAAAUGGAAUUACAGAUGAUAAAACUGAGAAGAAAAAGAAUAAGAGAGAACGAAAAGAAGAGCGACAAAAGAACAAAAAGAAGGAGAAAAAAGACUUGAAAUUAGAAAACCAGCCAGAAGUAAAAAAGAAUAAAAAAUCCAAAAAAGGAAAGGAGAGCUUGGAGAAUGAAUUUGAAAUAAAUGGAAAUGGCCAUCAGGGUGAAACAGAAGAGGAAACGAAUGUAAAGAAACGCAAACAUAAACAUGCAGAAGAGGAACCUCAUAUCAAAACGAAGAGAAUGAAAACUGAAAAUGUUUCAGAAGACAUGGAAACAGAAAACACCAAUGGCAACGAAGAAAAUGUGGGAACAGAUAAAGGUAAAUUCAACUGGAAGGGAACCAUCAAAGCUGUUCUGAAACAGGCUCCAGACAAUGAAAUUUCAAUUAAAAAACUAAGAAAAAAGGUUAUAGCUCAGUAUUAUGCAGUAGCUGGUGAACAUCACAAAUCAGAAGAGGAUAUUCUAGUCAUAUUUAAUAAGAAAGUGAAUAACAAUCCCAAAUUUAAAGUUUUAAAGGACAAAGUUAAACUCCUGAAAUAAGAGUUUGCAUACUUUUUAUAACCUUUGCAUUUUAAUCUUGCAGACUAAGUCAAAUUCUUCUGUCAGCUGUACAAAUACCAUGCAUUGGUCUCAAUUUAAAUUGUGUAUGUGAGAGCAGAAUUUAACUUUUAAGACUGGAUUCCUUCUCUUUUUCUAGAUUUAUCACAGAACAUUUUCAGAUAUUUUAUUUUUUGAUUUUAUAGAAAAAUGUAUAUUUUUUUUGUACAAGU
Molecule: messenger RNA, 1319 nt
Organism: Tauraco erythrolophus (red-crested turaco)
Lineage: Eukaryota; Metazoa; Chordata; Aves; Musophagiformes; Musophagidae
Source: RefSeq, a predicted model, not a curated record